GCAGUCAGAUUUAAUUUGCAUCUACAUCCAGAACGAUACAAAAUGUUGGGAAAAGUAUUAAUUGUCUUCGCAUUCAUGGUUUUUGCUGAAUCAGCAAAUAUACCCAGUUAUAUUCACACGUGCAAAAGGUCUGAUCCAAAAGUGAGUAAAUGCGUGAUGGAAGCAGUUGAAAGUUUAAGACCCAAACUAAGAUCUGGAAUACCUGAACUUGAUGUUCCAUCUAUGGAGCCUUUGAGGAUAUCAAAUAUAAAAGUUACCAGAGAUUUAGGAGCGUCUCACUUCAAUCUUGAAUUAAAUAACGUCGACGUAUUUGGUACAAGCGAUUUCCACUUAUCCAAUCUUAAAUUAGAUGUUCCAAAUCACACUUACAAAAUCUCUAUAAGCUUCCCAAGAAUUCAGUUAAUCGGUGAUUACGUCGUUGAUGCUCAGUUGUUAGCAUUCCCUGUCAAAGGUGACGGUAGAUUCAACGCGAACGCAACCAAAUGCGAAGCCAUUGGAAUUCUUAAAGGAGAUAUCAUUGAAACUGGAGGAGAACAGCGAAUGCACUUCACUGAUCUUACCAUCAACCUGACCAUAGGCGACUACAAUCUUCAUUUGGAUAAUCUUUUCGCAAACGAUCAAGUCUUAACUGAUGGAAUCAACAAUAUGUUGAACCAAAACAAGAAAGAUUUAUUGCAACUCGCCAACCCGUACAUCCAAACUAAGGCUUCCGAAUACCUUCUAGACGUUGCCAAUAAAAUCGUGAAGAAUUUCUCGUACGAAGAAGUUUUCCCGGAAAACUAAAAACAAAUUAUGUGAUUUUCCUUCUACUGUAUUAUUUCGUGUAAACAUGUUAUAGUAUUUUUAUUCUGUUAUAAAUAGAGUAAAUUGUUAUUUAAA
Messenger RNA from Nicrophorus vespilloides, 879 nucleotides. RefSeq lists its product as uncharacterized. Lineage: Eukaryota; Metazoa; Arthropoda; Insecta; Coleoptera; Silphidae. The transcript has 5 exons. The record is from RefSeq and is a predicted model, not a curated record. Bases 43 to 783 code for a protein of 246 amino acids.